AUGGGCAGCAUGUGCUUGGUGAGCCCGCCACUGAUGAGAGCAAUUUCUUUUGCCGCGCGCGACCGGGUGCCUGAAUGCAUCCCGCAGAACUUGACCAACCUGGCACAAUCUUUCACAACCUUCGCGACCAACGAUCUGCCACUCUUGCAGGCUGCUGCCCGCGGAGCCGAGAAGCUCCUUCCAGAGCCCGUGCCUCAGGACCCGAGCAACAGGGUGCGGGCGCUUGCCCGGCCGGGGCUUCUGCGCCCACCGCUGCUGGAGGCCGCCGCGCACGAGUGCCUCAGCAAAAUGCCGCGCUUCGACCCGCAGAACCCCAGCAAUGCGGCCCGGGCCUCCACCCAGUUCAGCUCCGACGGCAGGCCCCCCUUCGGUGCCACCUCGGCGGAGUGCUUGGCGCUGCUGCCGGGGCUCAAGGCCAUGGAGCUCUCGAACAGCGCCUGGGCUUCUGCAGAGGCGUCCCGCGCCACAUCGACUCUGCUGACUUCCUUGGCCCAGGCGCUGCUGUGCCAAGAGGCAGACGUGCAGGCCGCUGCCAACGCACUGUGGGCCUUGGCGCGCGCAGCUGCAUGA
Messenger RNA from Effrenium voratum, 570 nucleotides. NCBI's taxonomy places the organism in Eukaryota, Dinophyceae, Suessiales, Symbiodiniaceae. The record is from the annotation of a GenBank genome assembly.